AUGUCCUACUACGCCCUUCCAGCCAAGCAAGACACCAACUUUUGGGAUAUUGACUGCGACCACGAGGAUGAUGAGCCGCUUACACCGUACCACAAUAUGAGUGAGGAAGACUUGACUCUAGACGGCAAACAUGUUUCUCCACAGCAGGAAAGUACAUGUACACCGAAGAGAGUAAGACCAAGUCCGAAGUCGCGCGAUAGCCAAGACAUCGAACCAGCAGGCGAUGUUCUCCCUCCUCUGCAGCGUCACUACAAGUCAAUUCCUGCAUCAUUUUCCUCAGUCUAUAAGACUACUCCAGAGCCAGAUGAGACACCAAUAGUCUACUCCAAGCCCUCGAAGGGAAAUGGUUGUGUUGCUUCUAGUGAUGGAAACGACAAUACCCCGUUUGUCCUUCACCAUUCGAUCGUGCCUCGGAACCAGGAGCAAAUGGGCUGGGUCAACGAACACCCCUCAGAUGCGGAACACUUUCAACAAGCUGGUAUGAGGGCUCCUUAUCCAGUUGGUAGUCGUUAUGCCGCUUCUUCGUUCUUGCAACCACAGUCUAGAGCUCAGACUUAUCAUGGAUUUGAUUCUCAUGUACGCGGUCCGCAUCCUUUUCGGUGCCCGGACAAUAGUGCUACUGCGGAAUCCCGAACACCUCAGCAUAGAGAAUCGGCCCAACAGUCACAAUUCAAUCAGUGCCGCGGGGCCCCGUUCACGCAACCAAACCAAUCCUCAUACGACUCCAAAACUUUCAGGUCCAGCUACCAAGAAGUUGACUCAUCCCAGCUUCAGGGCGAUUCUUCCAGUGGAACACCUGCUGCUCAACUUGACCUUGACUAUUACGCUUCCAACUCCCGAAAGCCGCAAAGACACCCAUACGCUCAGGAUCAACAUUUCGAUAGUCUCCACUGCCCAGCACCUCUCAGGCUGUUCCCUCUCCCUCCCAAAUCUAUAUUUUACACGGCAUCUAACCAUGACUUGUUGGACAAAUCGAUGCCGGUCCCUCGAGAUCUAGGCAAACUCAAGAAGCCCACUCCUCACGAGCACUGA
Messenger RNA from Cadophora gregata, 1032 nucleotides. RefSeq lists its product as uncharacterized. The record is from RefSeq and is a predicted model, not a curated record. The coding region runs from base 1 to 1032 and encodes 343 amino acids. Lineage: Eukaryota; Fungi; Ascomycota; Leotiomycetes; Helotiales; Ploettnerulaceae. The transcript has 3 exons.